GCCCUGGAGGCGGCCGUUCAGCUCAGCCAUCGCUACAUCGCAGACCGCUUCCUGCCCGACAAGGCCAUUGACCUUAUUGAUGAGGCGGGCAGCCGCGCGCGCAUCGCGGCAUACACUGCGCGCAACGGUGCUGGCAACACAGCCGACCCCCGGAUCGCGGAGUACCUGCAGGUCCUUGAGACCAAGGAGGACGCAGUUAAGGAGGGCCUCUACGAGGAGGCCAGCAUACUGCGCCGCCGCCAGGUCGACUACGCCGCGGCGCUGUCCGGCCCCGCCCCCAGCGGCAGCAGCCUGCCCGUGGUCGGCGUCGCCGACGUGGAGGCCAUCGUCGCCGCGUGGACGGGCGUGCCGGUCGAGCGGCUGACCGACGACGAGGCGCGGCGCGUGGCCACGCUGGCCACCGCCCUCAAGGAGCGCGUCAUCGGCCAGCCCGACGCCAUCGACACCGUCGCCUCCGCCCUGGCGCGCGCGCGCUGCGGCCUGCGCGACCCCAAGCGGCCGGUGGCGGCACUGCUGUUCGUGGGGCCGACGGGCGUGGGCAAGACGGAGCUGGUGCGGGCGCUUGCGGACCAUUACUACGGCAGCCAGGACGCCAUCAUCCGGCUGGACAUGAGUGAGUACAUGGAGCGCCACACUGUGUCGAAGCUCAUCGGGGCGCCCCCCGGCUACGUGGGCUACGGCGAGGGCGGCAAGCUCACAGAGGCGGUGCGGCGUCGGCCGUGCGCGAUCGUGCUGUUUGACGAGAUCGAGAAGGCCCACCCCGACGUCUUCAACGUGCUGCUGCAG
Molecule: messenger RNA, 786 nt
Organism: Monoraphidium neglectum
Lineage: Eukaryota; Viridiplantae; Chlorophyta; Chlorophyceae; Sphaeropleales; Selenastraceae
Product: ATP-dependent Clp protease ATP-binding subunit ClpC
Exons: 8
Biological process (GO): cellular response to heat
Cellular component (GO): cytoplasm
Molecular function (GO): ATP hydrolysis activity; ATP binding
Source: RefSeq, a predicted model, not a curated record